AUGACUGCUUUAAUAGAGCAGAACAAAACAAAGGACAGAGAGAGAGGGGAGGUGAGAGGUGAAAAGAAAAACGAUGUAAAGCAGUUGUGGAAGAGGAAAAAGGGAAGCGGCAAUUUAAGACGGCGGGUGACUAGAAAAAAGUACUUUGCUAAUCAUGACGCUCUAUAUGUCGUUGCAGGUACCCGCAAGGUUAAUUGUAAAAGUGCAGGACUAAUUCCUAUAAAAUUCCGCCCUUACAAGGAGUAUGCACUCGCUACUAUGCCUUGA
Fusarium venenatum is the source of this 267-nucleotide messenger RNA. The record is from RefSeq and is a predicted model, not a curated record. Lineage: Eukaryota; Fungi; Ascomycota; Sordariomycetes; Hypocreales; Nectriaceae.